GUCCAGACUGCAGGACAUACACAAAGUUUCUCUGUAGGUCAGAGAACUGCUCACAUGCUCUGAAUAGCACCAUCAGCCAACACGCAGCCAAGGAAACCCACAAACACUCCGGAUUCAAAUCCCCCUGCUCAGGGGACACACAGAGGUGAACAAAAGAGCUCUGGCUUUGGGCUUAAUGCUCAGAACUUAUUUAGACUAGAGCAGAAAAAGACGUAACAAGGCGGCGUGUCACCUUCAGCAUCAUCAACAACAAUUUUUUUUUUAAUGUGCAAACUCUCUCUGAUAAGCAACAAACACGACAACAGAAGCAACAUGUGCACCAAGAUGUGGAUCCUGUGGAGUAUCCUUGUGCUAGCUUCUCUCCUCCAAGACAAGAGCACCAUCUCCUCUGCCGGCAGUAGCACAACGCCAACUGGAACUAAAAGCCAACAACCCACUUCACAAACUGAGUCUAUGAGCAAGAUCACCACAACUAACACAUUAGGAACCACUAAUAAACCAUUACCACCACCAGCACCAAAAACUACACCAAUUCCAACACCCCAACCUCCUUCUCUUGGAGACAGUACUUCAGGACCAACCUCUAGUACCCAGUCACUCUCCCAAACCACAAAGCAAGCGACAUCCACUUUAUCUGCUCUUCCACAAGUCACUCCUACUACUCAGAGCAAGAAACACUCGACCGAACCUCCGACAAAUGAAAAGCAGAACAGCAGCACCACUUCAGUAUCACAUCCAACAACUAUAAAUGUUGCACAAAGCAAAACAGUGGCACAGAUUAGCUUAAGUACUAAUGUUCCAAACACGACACAACACAGUACAGUCUCUCCUACCACUACUACAGGAACUCUGAACACAACUACUAGUGUUCCGCUAAAUCCCACCUCCACUGCCACUAGUCCGGGAGUCAUCGAUACCAAAACUUCAGGAACUACCAAAAACCCUAGCACUGCUCCAGGAACUUCGUUAACAUCUACUGCCACACCUUCUAAACACGAUACAACAAAUUCUGCAACAGUUACAAAAUCUGCAAAUGGAGGAGAACCCUCCAAGCCCCAUACAUCAGGAACGUCCCGUACGACAAGUCCAGAAACAACAACAACAACAAAAAAACCAGCAGAAACGGAAAGAAAAACAGAAGCAGCCCCCAAAUCAGAACAAUUCAAUACGACCGUAACUCCUGUGCCGACUGGGGACACGCACGAAAAAGUUUGUGCCCAGCUCAUGAGCAUAAUAAAUGCAACUGGUAACUGCACCAUGGUUGGAAAGGAGACAAGUGGUGUUUCCACUUACAAACACAUACACCUGAUCGUAUCCGAUCCAUCCACGACGCCGAAUAAUUCUGAUAGCAGCACGUCGACUGAAAAGCAGACUGAAGAUUUCCACACGACAUCGAUCGCCAUCAUGGCUUCAUGUGGUGCUCUGGCACUCAUCCUGAUUGUGUUUGCUCUGUAUUGCGGCUACCAUCGUUUAUCCUACAGGAAGAACCAGCAACACCUGACUGAAGAGCUGCAGACGGUGGAGAACGGCUACCACGAUAACCCCACGCUGGAGGUCAUGGAGGUGCAGCAGGAGAUGCCGGAAAAGAAGCCGGCACCGAACGGAGAGUUUAACGACAGCUGGAUCGUGCCCUUUGACAACCUCGCCAAAGACGACAUACCUGACGAAGAGGACACACACCUCUAAAGCGUGCAAGCCCAUCAGCUCUCCAAUCACGUUUCUCACAAGAGAAACGCCAUAAGCAGUCACAUCUCGUGCAUGACACAGACUGUGUACAGAUCACAAACAGCCAAAUAGCAAAUGGACUACAGGGUUCCCUUUUAUUUUCUUAGAAACCUGUAUUACUGCCAAAAGGGCACAAGCUGGAGUGAGAGAUUUAAGAAAAGUGCUCAAACUUAAUGGGAAAUGUUGAAAGAUAACCCCAGGCUAUUUACGCGCCACAAAGUUGCUCUUGAUUUUGGUGUCAGUUUAAUAAUCAUGUUAAAUCCAUGAGAUUUUUCUUUGAAAAAGAUUUUCUCACAUUGUUUCAGCCACAGAUAAACAUUUUUCACUUAUAAUACUUAAGAGAAAUGUACACUGCUGCACCUGUAUAUAGUUUUUUUUUAGUAUGUUCAUAGCACGUUUAGAGACCAAUGGAUAAAUGUUGAUCAUCCUGGAUUUAGACUGUCUGUUAAUAAUUUAACGUGAUGACUUGAGUCAAAGAUUUAUCUCGUAAACAAAUUCCGAGCUGACUUUUGCAGCCAUCAGUCAAAUUUCACUUUGGAGAACAGAGUCCGAGAUUACCCACAAUGCCUGGUGACCUCUGAUCGAAGGACAGCGAUGCAGCAGUGAGUGCUUUAGAUGACUUGCAACCACGUGAUCAAAACGUGCUACGUCAUGAACGUCUGCCAUGAUGGUGGAUCUACAAAAAGGAACUAGGACGGCAGCUGCUGAAAGCGUGUCUGUAAACAAUGCUGAAUUUUCUCAGUAUUACCACGAUUUGAACAGUCGAGCGAAGAGUUGAUACAAAGAGAAGAUAGACGUGUGUGGUUUUGACCCAUAUUAUUUUAAAAAGUCAGACUUUUCUGAAGAUAAGACGCUUCUACCGACCAUCGAGUACCCAGAUAUCGCGUUCUAUCUGAUUCGGCUGCCGAAGAAUCAAGUCUGAUCUUGGACGAAACGUCGCCCAUGUUCUGAGUGGGUGCCCAGUCUGGAUUGUUUCUAUCGUAUAAUUUUGCUGGCACUCCGAGAAGCGAAAUGGUAAUACACGUGUUAAAAUAACAACAACGACCGAGUGAACCACGACAAGAGAACGCUCAUUUUAUAGCAAAAUUCUGGCAACACGAAAUAAAAUUCUUCCAUAUCAUCGAGAGCGCUUUUGAAUCUCACCUGAGAUAAAAUGAUCACUGCAAACACGAGCUGUUUCGGUUUUAGCCUCUGUUAGAUCAGCCCUGCCGAUGUUGUUCAGCCGUGCUCGUCUCCUCUCCGUACUAAGCCUUAGAGUUUCCUCGCCCUCUUUCCGAAUCACGGACGGAAUUAUAAAAAAAUCGGAAUGUGCCACGGUCACGAGUACUGCUGUGACCGCAACCAUAUACAGCACAAAGAUAUGGCAGAGCUAAAAGAACGUUUAAAGGAGAUACGCAGAGCCAUGGCCUCACUUUCGUUUAUAAACGCCUUGAGACGUCAAGAACGGCACAGGAAUAGUUAAGCGUUAACAACAGAUCUAAUAUAGUAAUUUUUACGAUUAAAGUGAUUCAUAUAAGUAGCGGUCUGAGCGAAUGACCUUGUCAUCUGUGACCUCACCGCAGGAAGUCUAUCAGUCUCAUCGCCAUUUCCGCUAUACUAAAACGCAGAGCUGACUGCAACUCCGAUCCUCCAUUUUGAGCCAAUUUAUCGGCAUGCCACGUAGAUGUGUUGCUGGCGGGUGCAGCAACAUGACAGAAGGUGGAUUUAUGUUGCAUUCAUAGCCCGAGAAUGUUCAAACUGCAAAGAUCUGGACGCGUUUUGCGAGAAGUUCACGGGCGGCUACGAAGUGGUCUGUCCUCUGCUCUGCACAUUUUACUGAAGACUCGUACGAGACCUCUGAUCUGUUGAGGAGCGUUGGCUAUAAGCCCGUAUUGAAAGAGGGGGCAGUACCAAGAAUUAAAGGAAAAGAAAAACUACAAGUUUUUUUUUUUUUUUAAAAAGGAAAGAAAGUUCAGUUGCACCAGUUCUCCCAGAGCGUGAGCCGAGGGUUGCUGCUAAAACCUGGGCCGGAACGCGACGUAUCGCUCAGGCAGUGACCUCCCAGCGGUUGUUGCGAAAACCGGUGACGUCCCGUCCCAGGUUUUAGUAAUUGCCUGAGCCGAGCAGUAAUGGCGGAGUACUCAAUAUGGAGAAAAUGGAGAAUGAGUGGACCAGCCGUCUGAUUUCUCCGCUGGAUAUGCUUGCCUCAGCAGACAUAUCUCGCCCUUACAUGGAAAAAGCGAAUAAAUGAAGAACUGAAAGUCAGAUUGUUUCAAAACAAUCGGCCACAAGAAGUGAGAACACAGGCUAUCCGUCUGCGUUCUCACUUCUUGAAGGCCGACUCAUUUGGAUAUAAAAUAACAAAACUUGUUCACCUGCAUUUAGAUAAAUCCAUGUAACUUGUAUUGUGUUUAAGUUACCGGUAUAAGAUUAUUUAAUUUGCUUCAGAAUGUGAUCGUCUCAGUUCAUCCGAUUAUUUAAUUAGCCUUUUACGUUUUAUCAGUGAAAAUGCAUGCAUGUACAUGUCUGUUGCAUAAGUUAUAGCACCUAUCCUGUUUUAAUGAGAGUCAACCCACAAUCAAUCAAUGAAGUCAAAUCAGUCUUAGUUGAGCAAGUCGGUGACGGUAUUUCUUACUUUCACCAUAAAUCUUUAAUUCAUAUGACUUUGGUCUCAAGCUGUAAAAGGCCUCGGCCUUAAAGGAACAGUCCACCAUACUUCCAUCAUGAAA
Messenger RNA from Neoarius graeffei (lesser salmon catfish), 4433 nucleotides. It is a transcript of the gene podxl, whose product is annotated as podocalyxin-like. Bases 265 to 1686 code for a protein of 473 amino acids. The transcript has 8 exons. Gene Ontology annotation, biological process: cell migration; regulation of microvillus assembly; positive regulation of cell-cell adhesion mediated by integrin. Lineage: Eukaryota; Metazoa; Chordata; Actinopteri; Siluriformes; Ariidae. Gene Ontology annotation, cellular component: apical plasma membrane; microvillus membrane. The record is from RefSeq and is a predicted model, not a curated record.